This is a messenger RNA of Apis cerana (Asiatic honeybee), 2171 nucleotides long. RefSeq names its product PI-PLC X domain-containing protein 1. Gene Ontology annotation, biological process: lipid metabolic process. NCBI's taxonomy places the organism in Eukaryota, Metazoa, Arthropoda, Insecta, Hymenoptera, Apidae. The record is from RefSeq and is a predicted model, not a curated record. Gene Ontology annotation, molecular function: phosphoric diester hydrolase activity.
UAAAUUGAUAGUGCAAGAGUAGGUUUCUUAUCGUUUCUUUUUGUUAUCGAUUUAAAAUUAAAUAUAUUUAAAAAUAAAAUAAUAAAACUAAUACUUGGAUGAAAUAACAGAAAAAGAAAAAAAGGAAAUUACAUUGUAUAAAUCGCAAUAAACAUUUUCUUUCGCUCCUUGUUAUUUCAUCCUCAUUUCAUUUGUGAUUAUCGCAAAGAGUUCAAAUGUUAAUCCAUUGACACAACUUUCAGAAUAAAAAAAAAAAUCUAAUUUAAAAAAAUGUUAAUACUUUAAUAUUUUAUAUAAAAAGAUAAUAUUGUAUAUUUUUUGAUUAGAUAAAAUAAAGUUUAUAAUCAUUCUACGUACUUUUAAUUGCAAUUAUUACAUAGGAUCGGCUAUCAGUUGCGUAAUUAAACAUUCUAACAUCUGACAACAUUAAUUUUAAAUAAAACACGUAUUCAUCGAGCAUCGGCUCACAGUUAAAAACGGAUUAUACUAUCACGUGCAAGAUCUCUCUCAGUUCUAAUAUCUUCAAUUUUAAAAUUGAUUUUUGUUAAGUAUGCGUUAUAUAUAAAUAAACGAACGAAAUUAUUUUCAACAAUUUCUCAAGAUAUUUCUUUUCAUAUAUUUUUCAACAUCUAUCUGUACACGAGUAUAUUAUUUGACUAAGUAAUUUUAGAACGAAACGAGGGACAAUGACUGUACACGCUUCUACUUUCUCCGUUAAUACAUUGAUACAGUAUACGACAAGUAUUUUGCUCGUUCUAUCGACAAUAAGUAACGAUAUUUCGUCCGCCAAAAUUUGCAACGCAUCAUCGGAAAAUUGGCAAUCCCGAAUCGGUAUACUUAUUUCACCAAUAAUCUCGGGAUCAAUGAUGCGCGAAAUAGAAAUUUAUUGGAACAACGUCAAUAUUGAACCUGAGGAUAAAAUCUCGCUAUACGCGGAAGACUCUAAGGGAGUUCAACGUGAAAUUUACACCGUGGUUCCGAACGAUUCGAGCGGGAUUCAAAAAACUGGGGUGUUGGCCGAAUUUCUGCCCAGCGCAAAUCUUUCUUUCGUGUCCAAAUGUAUAAAGUAUGGAAUAAUAUGGAAAAGGAGGAGAGGAGACAUAAAAAAAAUCGAUUGUUUAAAAACAUAUCCAACGUGGAUGAAAGACAUGAGCGAUAUUCUCGGUCCUUUGAAGAUAAAGGAUAUAUUUUUACCCGGAACUCAUGAUUCCGCGGCUUACGACGUGAACGGGACUAUAACGAGCAUCAUUUCGAAAUUUGCCGUGACACAGGAUUUAGAUAUUCUUGGACAACUGAUACACGGUGUACGAUACUUGGACAUCAGAUUGGGCCACUAUCCCGACAACAGUGAGAUUUGGUGGACGAUCCACGGCCCAUUUUAUCGCUCGGUCCCGUUAAAGACCGUCAUUGAUCACGUGAAAAAUUUUCUCGACAAUACCGAGGAAAUCGUGAUAAUGGACAUACGUGAAUUCGCCGUUGGUUUCAAUAAUUAUUCCGAUCAUCGCGCGUUGGUAUCCCAUUUGGAAGACGAAUUUCGUGAUUACUAUCUGACACGGGGUAAUCAAGGAUGGGGCAUCACGUUGAACGAGAUCUGGUCUUCUGGAAAAAGAUUGAUAAUCGGUUACGAGGAUUCGAAAGUCGUGGCCAAUCACGCCAGUGUCUGGCCUUGUGUGACGCAUAAAUGGGGGAAUGUCAAGACCGUUGAAGACUUGUACAAAUAUUUGCAUAAAAUUGAAACCAACAAUAGGGACGGCAUUCUGAGACCCCGAUCUGCGAUGGCGGAAUUGACCCCGGAUCUUAACGAUAUUAUCUCGAAUAGAUUAGGUAAUCUUCGAGAUAUGGCGCAUAGGGUUAAUUUGAAUGUGACUAAUUGGUAUAGCACCAUUUGGCAGUACACUGCCAAUAUCGUAGCAACAGAUUUCGUCAGGGACACGGAUAUCGUUCGAGUUGCCAUUAAAUCUAACAAAAAUCGUUAUAUCUAUUGUAAGCACAAUAGUUUAAUUUGAUCGAUCGAUUGAUUAAUCGUUGAGAAGAGAAUUUAUUUUUAUAUUGAAUUUGUUUCGCAAUUGCUGUAAAUAAAUAUUGUAAAUAAUAUCGGUAAAUCUUUAGACGAGAGAUUUUUAUGAUCUAUAAAUAAUAUGUAUUCGAGCAAUAAAAUCUUUUAAAUAAGG